Molecule: messenger RNA, 1752 nt
Organism: Cladocopium goreaui
Lineage: Eukaryota; Dinophyceae; Suessiales; Symbiodiniaceae
Source: the annotation of a GenBank genome assembly
AUGAAGUCUGACUGCGAUGUCCAUGAUGCCUCAGAUUCCUGGCGGCACAUUGUCACGGAGAAGGAGGUUGAUCUUUUCGAGCCAGAACAGACACAGACAAUCGACCUUCAAACUUCUCCUGGUGUCAGUAGCAGCUGCAAACCCUUAGGGUUGAUGCAUCAGGAGCACGAGCUGGCUGCACAAGCAGUCGCAUCGAUGAAGGCCUCCUUUACCAGAGACUUCACAGCCGACGCGCCACAGGUGCCAGGUGCCAAUGCUAGCGCCGGAACCUAUUUGCGGUGCACUCGCAUGGAGACGCAGAAGAGUGCGCAGCAUCCGAAUACCUGCGUUACAUAUGUGUACGGCCUUAUCAGACUGAUGCCCUACGAUACAGUCCGAAUCAGCGACGUCGUUGAAAAAGUACAGGACGAAUACGUGAAAGAAGUGAAUGAUCGCUUGGUACGCAAGCAGCCAGGUCCGCCGCCAACCUUAGGGCGGGCCGUCACCAACGAGGAGGAUGAUGGUACUGUGGCUACGCGUCGAAAGCGGCGCAGCCUGCAGCUGUCUGCGCAGGCUGCUGAGUUGGAGCUUACAUGGGCGCAGCGGCUACAAGGCAAGGAGCGCAGGCUAUCGUCCUGGUCAAAGGCACUGUCUUCGCCGCAUACACCAAAGCGUCGAGGGAUGCCAGGUGCCGAGGAGUUGGCCUUGGACUUUGAGGGCAUUAGCACGAAAAGUGACUCACUUGGCCGGCGCGCAUUGGAGGAGGCAUUGUGGGAGUCUUCUACAAAGAAAAGCGCCAUAACUCCAGUCUUUCGGCACUUCAUGGUCCAUGGUUCGGUGCCACAUGCACGGCGUGUUCAGCUGGCAGGAGGAGAUGUACAACUCCUUGGCUUCCUGCAGCCCAAAGCGGGAGAAAAUGAAGAACUCAACGAGGACAGCUGCUCCAUGGAAGGCAUGCGCUAUGGCUACAAGGUUUUGCUUCGCAUCAUCAAAGUCUUGGAGCAACACACAGACCGUCGCGAGGAUCUUGAGGUGGAUUCGGUUGAGCAGCGCAGCCAACAGGCUGAAGAGUCUGCAGAGCCUGUCAAUGCAGUGGAGAUCCCAAAGGAGGAGAUCCUGGAGAGUAUUCCUCUCCCCGAAAUGGAUUCACCAGAGGUGAAUGGUAGGAGCGAAAACACGCUCCAGACCGACGAACAUUCAGAUGAAGUUCCAGCUGACACAGCCUGGGAGGUGCCAUCACACGAGACUCCCAAAGCUGAAAAAGCGGUUGAGGAGGGCAUGGUUGAGCCAGCUCAAGUCAUCAGUCCACUUCCGCCUGAAACAACGCCGGUAGUCGGAGAAGGCAAAUUGCCACAGACAGCCUCAUCACCUGUACCCACCGGUCGUUGCUUCAGCGACAGCCUUGAACCACCAGAGCAAGCAGACGAGGCGGCUGACGAGGAGCCGAAGAUGGAGUGGCCAAAGAUGGAAGGCCUCGAGGGCAUUCAAGAAGCAGGUGCCGAAACCACCUCAUCAUCCACCGCUUUGGAGACUAUGAGGUCUCCUUCUCUGGCAACAAAAGAUGCCAGGCCCAUUCCAGGGGAAAGAGUGAAGGAAGCGGUAAAGCAGUUUGAGAGGAUGCCAGUCCUGUCAUCACCAUCAAGUGCAGUUCCCAAAGUGGCUGCAAAAAAGGCAGCUUCCAAAAAGGCAGCUGCAAAGAGUGAGGCGGCUGCCAAAAAGGCAGCUGCCAAGAAACCAUUGGCACCAAGAACAUCUCCAAAGAUCAGAUCAUAA